AAUAUGACACUGUUACUUUCUAUUUUUUGCGUUUCUUCUAUUAUUACAUCAGCUGUAAAUUAAAUAAGUCCCCAAAUGAAAGCACCAAAUAAAACAACACUAGCAAUAAAUCCCCCUACUCCCUUCAGUCCCUCACUUCUCACGUUCAGAGUCACUGGACACCAUGCUAUGAAGUUUCUAAAAUACAUUAUUUGGCCGGUCCCAUCAAGCCAUGCUUUCGGUCUAAACCAUGCCGGUGCCGGAUUUUUUGUUUUUAAUGCCUAUUCUCUAUUGUCUAUCGGAGCCAAAAUUUUAAAAACAAACAAAACAAAACUCCGCGGUCAAAUAAUUUUGCGUAACCUGUUUUUAUUCAAUUUCUGCCUUGUUAAUAUUUUUCUCUAAUAAUUUUG
Kickxella alabastrina is the source of this 389-nucleotide messenger RNA. RefSeq lists its product as uncharacterized. NCBI's taxonomy places the organism in Eukaryota, Fungi, Kickxellomycota, Kickxellomycetes, Kickxellales, Kickxellaceae. The record is from RefSeq and is a predicted model, not a curated record. The annotation marks the transcript as partial. The transcript has a single exon.